UAUGGGACAUUUGUUUGUCAGAGGGAAAUCUGAUCUGAGACUGUUGUUGAGUUGAGUUGAGUACAUACAUGGUGGGAAAGGGUUUUGGAAUUUGAGAUAUGCAGGCGAUCGGCGGCGGCGGCGACGGUGGAGAGAGGAGGCGGCGGCUGCACAACCACCAUGCGGUAAAGUGUCCGCGCUGUGACUCGCUCAACACCAAAUUUUGCUACUAUAAUAACUACAAUCUGUCGCAGCCGCGCCACUUCUGCAAGAGCUGCCGGCGGUACUGGACAAACGGCGGCGUCCUCCGCAACGUACCUGUCGGCGGAGGAUGCCGGAAGAACAAGCGUUCCAAGUGUAAGACCGUUACUGCUAUAGAUUCCGCCAUAGAAUUAACCAAAUCGACAAGUAAGCCUGAUAACUCCAGCUUAACCGCCACGGCAGCGGCGGCGGUUUUUGGAGCAAAUGGCAGCUUCGAUCGCCAGCCGCCGGAGAACGGCGGCGAGAUUCUGGCGACUGAGAUCGGAAGCUUCUCAAGCCUUAUGGCCUCGUCGGAAGAGGUUAUUGAUUUCUUAGUCGGCGACAUUCAAACGCAGUUGGAGCCUGCAAAUAAGGCAUCGGUGGUGGAGAAUACUGUUGCGGCGGCGGCGGAUGAGGAGCUAGCGGCGGCGCUGGUAUGGGGAGACGACGGCGGUGGCCGCGAUCAAGGGCAGUUUGAUCUAACAGCUGGCGUUGAUCCAUCAUACUGGAGUCAACACCACUGGAUCAUCAAUGAUCAGCCCCUUGGUUACUUCCCCUAGAUUUCAUUUAAUUGCAGUAACACCCUGCUUUUUUUUUUUUCUUUUUUCUUUUUAAUUUAUUGUUUUAUUUUACACUCCACACACUAAUAUAUAUUCACAUUAUGAUUUCUUACAUACAUAAUUUUACUGUGUUUUUGGUAAAAUUGGUUAUAACUCCCACGUGGUUUUAAAAUUCAGCGUAAAAUCUUCUUAUACUUUAAAAAUUGCAUGAUACCCUUAUAUUUUAAAAAACGUUGCAUUAAAUCUUACCAUCAUGAAACUUUCCUCUUGUGAUAAGAAGAUAAGAUGAUUUUCUAUCUAUAUGUCUUGCAUGGCAGGGGGUUUUAUGUAAUAUUUUUGAAAGUAUAAGUGAGCGUCAUACAAUUUUUUAAAGUAAAAUGGGAAUUUAUGCUGAGUUUCGAAACCACGAAGUAGUUUUAUGCAAUAUUUUUUUAAAGUAUAAGGGGACAUCAUGUAAUUUUUAUUUUUAAAGUAGAGAGGAAUUUACGUUGAGUUUCGAAAAGGGACAAUUUUGCCUGUUUUUUACUUAC
Molecule: messenger RNA, 1309 nt
Organism: Andrographis paniculata
Lineage: Eukaryota; Viridiplantae; Streptophyta; Magnoliopsida; Lamiales; Acanthaceae
Product: dof zinc finger protein DOF5.4-like
Exons: 1
Coding region: 99-779 (226 amino acids)
Biological process (GO): regulation of DNA-templated transcription
Molecular function (GO): DNA binding; DNA-binding transcription factor activity
Source: RefSeq, a predicted model, not a curated record